AUGAUAUCCGCCGCAUACGGCGGCCGGCAGACAGUGCUAGCAUCCACUACUGAGCAGCAACCUGCUGCUGAAGAACAAUACAUCUCCACCUUCUUCUGCCGCGCUCUCUACGACUACCAGACCUCAGAUGCAUCCUCUCUCUCUUUCCGAAAGAACGAUAUCAUAGAGGUCCUCACCCGUCUGGAGUCGGGGUGGUGGGACGGCUUAUUAGGCGACGAGCGUGGUUGGUUUCCGUCCAACUAUGUGACAGUUAUCUCAGAUCAAGAGGCCGAAGCUGCGCUCAAUGGAUCCGAGUUCUCGACCGCUCAACCGGCUCUCGCAGACGAAUCAACAGUGGACAUGGCGCACAGCAUGUCUCAGGCGUUAUCUCAAUCCGACCGUGACGGGGAUUGGCUGCAUGAUGAGUUUGAGUACUCGACUCAGGGUCACACUGCGAACGGUCAUUCAAACGGCAAUCCUACACAGCCGAGUGAUUUCUGGGUACCACAAGUAUCCCAAGAUGGUCGAAUAUUUUACGUGAAUACCCAGACGGGACAACAUGCCAGGGACUUGCCACAGGAAGCUGAAGAGGAUCCUGAUGGCGAUUUGGCUGGCUUGACAGCACAGCCUUCGUCUAGGGCAGGCACAAGUACGGGUAUGAACGCUGUCAAUGGGACGGACCCAGUAUCGUGGACGCUUCCAGUGUCAAACGCUCCUCCAGCUUACAAUGACGGCACUCCGAACAGCCAAGUCAAUGCUGGUCGAAUGCGCUCUGACUCCUCUCUGUCGCGGACGAGAGACCGCAGUAAUAGCGCCGCAGGGUUCAGCAUACAUUCCGAUGACUCGGAGGUCCAGCCGGCAUGGCGCGAUAGGUCGGAAUCUUCAGCAAGUGCGAAGAAUGAUGCGAACGGCUUGAGCCUUUCGAAUCCUAGUACAGGUAUACAACAACCACCGAAUCAGUUGGAGCUCACCCCACCUGAGCAGUUCGCAAGGUCAUUGCAGCAGGCGCUGACGCCGCCGUCACCCGAAUCCCCCCCCGAGUUGUCGAACCAAGUCCGGGAAGCGACCGCUGCUGUCAUGGAGUACCUUCAGUCUGUUGUAGCACCACGCCGAACGCAACAAUUCAGACAGAUCGACGAGCGCGUAUUAAAGGUCGUCACUACUGUCCGUAACCUGCUCUAUGUUACCGCGACUCCCUCCGGUCACAUUCCCACUCAUCUUUACCCUCGAGAUGGACAUGACAACAAGCCCACCAUUGGAGGUCAGACAUUGCAGACACACCUCAAGGCGGCGCACCGAAAAGUUGCAGGCACGUUGUCGAAGCUCGUUCUGUCUGCACUAGCAAUGCAGUAUGACCCUGGUGUGUCCACGAGCGAUAGACCGAAUCGCAUGGAGGCCGAUGUAGCCGAACUAGAACGCGCAGUUGUAGCGUUUGUGGUCGAGGUGCAGUAUUUCCAGGAUCAGAUUACCGUGGAACAGAAGCAUUCGAAACCUAUCACCAAGCGCUUAUAUGGCGUUUUCUCCACUGCCAAUGUUGGUUUGGGUUUGCCAGGAGCUGGUACGGCUGCCAGCUGGAAGGGGUUCGGUUACGUUCCGCCUGGAGAAGGAGAAGAGCUGCAGCUGUUGAACUUCACGGCAGAAUCUGUCUUAGAAAUGAAGAGUGCCGUCAGAUUCAUUAGUGAGAGGCUCGGAUCUAUCCCUACGGCACUCAAGCGCUCUGAGCUUGAUCGAGACGGAUGCAGACGGGAGAGCCAGUAUAUAAUUGCACACCUGUCCUCGACUCUCGACGUGGUCGGGAGUCUCAAUGUCGCACAUCAUGUCGACAUUGAUGGCGUUCGCAUGGAAUUGGCCCAGUCACCCGUCCAGAUACAGUACAUGCAGACCGUCGAGAGAGCCCGGUUGCUCGUUCGUACGAUGGAAGCAUCCGUGCAGUCUCUGUAUGACGACGGGGCUUCGUUUUUGAUGGCUGCCCAGAGCGGUCAUGCACCUCAUUACUCACAGAAUCCAUCCGCCUACUUGGAUUACCUUGACGCACUCACAGCCGCUCUCAUGAUGAACGCCAACGUCGUUAUCCAGAGCCUGGACGCCCUGUUGGCAGUUGGAUUCGACCAAUCUAACAUUGGGCAGGGCGACUAUAAUACCUCCAUCGAGUGGCGAAGGAGAAGGUCGUGCAUCAAACCAACUGAUGAUGUAUCGGAAGAGGAUAUCGUAGGCGUGGGGUUGGCGCUCAGCAAGAUAGGAUUCAGGAGUGUGGGUCCCCUCAGUACCACCCAAACUGAGCAGAGGACCUUCUACAAUGCGUCGCAGCCGUCAGAGACGUCCUUGGAUUCGUCCGACAGGUCACGAUCGGAUGACACCGGCGAGCCUGUUACGCCAACCUGGCAUGAGCCGUCCGAGUCCAGCACGCUGGUCCAGUAUCCUCCAGCAGGAAAACCCAUAUCCUCGAUGGACGAUGAUCCUGUACGCUUUAUCGACGAGGAUCCAGCGUCGUCCACUAAGUCUCCACCUAGGACGGGAGGGUCAAAGAUCAUAAAGGUUCUUGGGCCUGAAACUCCGCAGCAUUACGUCGACAAGAUGAAUGCAGACGCCAAGCCUUGGUACUUACGGCCAACUUACGACCAGUCAGAGAUCUUGGUGGAUCCUGAAGGUGGUGUCAGGGCCGGAACACCUUCAGCUUUGGUGGAACGCUUGACCGCACAUGAACUUGGAGAUCCUACCUUCAAUCAGAAUUUCCUCAUGACGUUCAAGUCAUUCAUAACUAUCGACGAACUCUUCGAUUUGCUCGUUCAACGAUUCUGGAUCCAGGCACCUCCUGGUCUCGCCCCUCCGGAGCUAGAAGAGUGGACGAAGCUGAAGCAACAUGUCAUCCGCGUGCGGGUCUUGAACACGUUCAAAACCAUGGUUACCGACGAUGGUAUCCUUGAGAAGGAGGACAUGUACAUCCUUACCCGCAUGAAGGAGUUUGCAUCUGAUGAGGAAGUGGUCAAUUUCGCUGCCGCACGGCAACUGUUGAUUUUGAUUGAACGUGCUCAAAGGGGAGGUGAUGGCCCUAUCAAGACUACUCAUGUCCCUUUGGCACCUCCAGCACCUAUCAUGCCCAGGAAUUCCAAGAGGAUUGAAUUGCUAGACAUCGAUCCAUUGGAACUUGCACGACAGCUUACGCUUAUGGAGGCGGCUCUGUAUAAGAAGAUCAGACCGAUGGAGUGCCUCCAGCGUUCGCGCGAGUCAAAACCUGGCAAAAAUCCCGACAACAUCACCUCCAUGAUCCAGUUGGCUAACCGAAUGGCGAAUUGGGUUGCUGAGUCUGUGCUGAGUAGAGAAGACUCGAAAAGACGAGCUGCUGUCGUAAAGCACUUCAUCAGCGUCGCUGACCGAUGUCGCGCAAUGCAGAACUUUUCAACCAUGACUGCUAUCAUAUCUGGUUUGAAUACCCCACCAAUCCGUAGAUUGAAGAGGACAUGGGAACAUGUUCAAGCCCGUGCAAUGUCGCAACUCAGGAGUUGCGAAACAACCAUUGACUCCGCUAAGAAUUUUAACAAUUAUCGUUCCUUGCUGGCAAGAAUCACCCCUCCUUGUGUCCCAUUCAUUGGCGUUUAUCUGACAACAUUGACUUUCAUUAAUGAUGGAGCGGAAGAUAAGUUGGGGGGCAACAUGAUCAACUUUCGUAAACGACAGAAAGCUGCCGAAGUGAUACAAGACAUCAAGCGAUGGCAGUCAAAACCUUACAACUUGCAAACACUCCCUUUGGUGGUUUCCUAUCUCGAGGACAGCUUCAGACAAUACGCCGAUGGGAUAGACUACGGCGACCAAUUCUGGAACCUCAGCUUGGAGCGGGAACCUCGUGAGCGAGAAGACGAGAAGAUGGCGAGGCUGUUGCAGGAGAGUGGCUUCCUCUAG
Sparassis crispa is the source of this 3876-nucleotide messenger RNA. Its product is annotated as ras GEF. NCBI's taxonomy places the organism in Eukaryota, Fungi, Basidiomycota, Agaricomycetes, Polyporales, Sparassidaceae. Gene Ontology annotation, molecular function: guanyl-nucleotide exchange factor activity; protein binding. The record is from RefSeq and is a predicted model, not a curated record. Bases 1 to 3876 code for a protein of 1291 amino acids. The transcript is spliced from 12 exons. Gene Ontology annotation, biological process: Ras protein signal transduction; positive regulation of GTPase activity. Gene Ontology annotation, cellular component: plasma membrane.